This is a messenger RNA of Ceratina calcarata, 2422 nucleotides long. RefSeq names its product putative serine hydrolase. The transcript is spliced from 6 exons. Gene Ontology annotation, cellular component: membrane. The record is from RefSeq and is a predicted model, not a curated record. The coding region runs from base 497 to 1573 and encodes 358 amino acids. Lineage: Eukaryota; Metazoa; Arthropoda; Insecta; Hymenoptera; Apidae.
GUGCGCAUUUCUGGUUUCUAGCAAUUAUGAGUAUGAGUAAGGAAAGAGGACGACGCGAAAUGUGUAUAAAUUCGCAAAUACUACAGCGUCGUCGUCGUCUUCUACAGUUCUACAACAUCUACACUGCAUCGUUAAAACAUUUUUUCUCAGAACAUUAUCUAAUCGUAUUGAACGUUCGCCAUAUAACAACAAUAAAAAUUUGCACUUCGCGGAGUAAUUAGCGAUACAUAAGAUUAAUACUUUCAUUAAGGUAUUCCAGUAAGCUAAUAUACAAUAACAUUCAAAUUUUUCGAUAUUUCCCGAUAUAUAAAUAGCGAUUGUAUUUGGCCAUCAAUACAUAGUUCUAGAAAUUCGAAAAACGCAACUGUCUAUUAGACUUGGGCACGUAGUUCGUCUCGUUAUUGUUAACAAACUUUUUCGCAAGAGUGAAUGUACAUAAAUGUAUGAAAAUACAUGAGUGACAUAAUAUAUUUGAAAUUUCAAGCGAGAUAAGUCAAUGACUGGUGAUUUUAUGCGUCCAGACCUACGUCACUUGUGGAAAAGCGCGGUCAGGUGGAAUUUCUCUUUGACUAAAUACGAGCAAAUUAACCUUUUGCAAAUUUUCAUUGAUUACCGAUACUCUACCGUCAGCCAAAUGAGCAUCGCUGCCAAAAAAAGUGUUUCUGAGAAUUUAAAUGGACAGAAACUCCACAAUGUGGAAGAAAUUGAAAUACCCGUACCUUGGGGUCACAUAAGUGGCAAAUGGUGGGGUCCCAAAGGGAUCCAACCAAUAGUGGCAUUACAUGGACGCCAAGAUAAUGCUGGAAGUUUUGAUGCUUUGAUUCCAUUAUUAUCUGACGAGAUUUCAGUACUUGCUCUGGACAUGCCUGGUCACGGCUUAUCCUCCCACUAUCCAAAGAGUCAGUACUAUUAUGUUUACUGGGACGGUAUUAUUCUACUACGUAGAAUUAUCAAGUAUUUCAAAUGGCAGAAGAUCAAGUUGCUUGGACAUUCCUUGGGAGGAGCAAUAUCAUUUUUAUAUGCUGCAUCGUAUCCCGACGAAGUAGAGUUCAUGAUAUCUUUAGACAUUGCAAGCCCGAGUGUAAGGGACCCGUCGAAAAUUGCCCCGUUGACUGGUGAUACAAUCGAUAAAUAUUUGAAAUACGAGGCGCUGGAGGCCAGUAACGUUCCGUUAUAUACUUACAACGAAGUGCUAGAUAUCGUAGAAGAUGCUUACAAUGGUUCCGUAAGUAGGGAAGGUGCAAUAGCUCUAAUGAAACGCGGCAUACGUCCAUCCUCCAAUCCAGAGAAAUAUUACUUCUCACGCGAUCCGCGACUGAAGGUUUCUGCAUUAGGCAUGAUGUCGAUGGAUUUGGUACUUGCAUACGCGACUCAAAUAAAAUGCGCGUACCUCAACAUUCGGGCUAUGCCCGGACUGAAACUCGAUCAUCCAGAGAAUUACGACAUAGUUAUGGAUCAAAUAAAGAUGGGUGCUAAAAAAUUUGAAUACCACAAGGUGGAAGGAUCGCAUCACGUACAUUUAAAUAAUCCUGAAAAGAUUGCAUCCAUAAUAGAUAACUUCCUUAGUACUUAAUGAUAACAGAUUUUAGAUGUAACUAAUGAAGAUAUAAAUAGCAGCUAUUAGGCUUACAUUGAAUUUGUCUUAUGCAAGCUACAUUUGUGCUGCAUAUAGAAUUUCGCGUAUUUAACUUAAAACAGUAAUUAUAUAUUGUCGUAUCAUUCGGUAUUAUUUGUAUUGCAUACAAAUGAAUAGAAAUAUUGCAGUAUCUUCCAUAAUGCUUUACAUCAGUAAUUUUCUGUUACUGAGAACCAAUGAGCAACAACGAUUAGCCAUGUGUAUCUGUUACUUAUACAAAGAGAAUUAUUUAUUGAGAUCGUAUUCUAUAUUUUUAAUAUAUCAGUGUUCUCCAUCUUCAUGAAAACAGUACAUUUAAAAACAUGUAUUGUACUUAUCGCUUUACAAGGAAACGCUAUUCUAAUAAUAUCUUGGUGUUUAUAAUCUAGUCGCUAGCGCUUACAAACAAACUUGAAAUUUUUCCAUUUUUCAACUUCCUGAGACAGGCAUACAAAAUACCUCGAAAGUAAUAAAUGUUAACAUAUUUACAAGGACAAUGAACGCUAUUUUUAUAGUGUCUUUAAAGGACAAUUUUUACGUACAGCAGUCAAUAGCGACAACGUAUUAAUUUUUAGUAGCGCAAGUGUGACGGUCUAUACCGCUUUAUACAUUUUAAAAGCGUAACUAAGCGAUAAAUGACGUCAGAGCGAUAGGGUGCUAUCAUUUCGCUUUUUCCAACUGUCUGAAGUAUUCCUUUUUUUAACAUCGGAAAAAUGCGCUCAAAUAUUGCAGCCGAUUCUGUCAAAUAUUUUUGAAAAAUAUCAAUUAUUUAUAAUUUAUUGUAAUAAAUGAUGGUAGUAAAAAGUA